AUGGACAACACGCUAUCCCUAAGCUUAAUGAUAAGCUUUGUGGCAGGACGGGCUGAAGAUGAGAGGGCAGGAGAAGGAGCCAUUGCCCCUCUUCCCGCCUCCCCCAGUCCCACACCUGCCGCAGGUUGGGUUUCUAUCACUUGCAACCAAGACGUCCGGGAGGAAAAAGAGACCCCCGUCCUCGUCACGGGAGCUGUGCCAGGAUGUGCGAGGUGCUGCCACCACACAGGGGAAUAUGACACAGGACUCCCCACCCCCGGCUUACGUCUGGACGACAGGGAGAUCUGCGUCCAGAGCAAGAAGUGCAAGAGUGGGUGCUGUCGCCGGGAGACCGAGGGCUGCGAGUCGCACUGCGCCCCCUAGGGGUCCGAGGGCAGCACGCGUCACACGCAGGUGGGUGGUGGCGCCCCCUGGGGGGCGGGCGGGGUGAGCGGGGAGGACCCCCGGAAAGGAGGGGCGGGGGCGGACCCGGAGCACAGGGGAGGGUGUGGGCUCGGCGACGGCGACCCGGAGCGGGGAAUUGUCUGCUGCGACGGCACCUCCCAGCCGCUUGGGGGAGCCUGUGGACCGACCCAAGGAAGGGGUCCCUCAAGCCCAGGCUCCUCUGCUGUGUGCAAGCAGAUGGUCUUGCAGGGGAGCACUUCCAGGGGAGUGAAGGCUGCCCCCUCAGGGCUGAGGGCAAAGCAGCCCCCAAGGUCAAGGUCAAAGUCCUGUCUUUCGCAGACAUUCCUGGGCCUGUAUAACGAGUGUCCCCGCCUGCCGAACCUGACGUGUGUAUUUCCGAAGAAUGAGACAUCAUUUAACAUCAUCUAUGGCCGUUGUAAGAAAAUUGAAAAAAGGAAGUCAGCUAAGAACAUUUUCUUCUAACGCUCCCUCCUUGCUGCCUUCCCCACCUCCUCCAUCUACUCCUAUGCCUCCCCAAAUUUGUGUUCUUGCCCCUAGCCCUCAGAGCCUCCACCAGCAGGGGAGGGGCAGGGAGGGAGGGAGGGAUGAUGCGCCAUCAGUGGAAUAAAGACUUUUCAGUGUUUGCUGCCCCUGGUGCCAGGGGCUGGGGAGGCGUGGCUGGGAUGGGCCGGGCACAGGUUGCUGGGGAGUGAAGGGGCUGAGAGGCCGGAAGCUUAGGCUUGGGCCUUUCCCCUGUUGGGGCAUGAACGAAAGUCCCCCAGAGGAGACUUGAGCUCUUCUCCCCACCCCAACCCCUUUCUGGCUUCAGCCCAUUCCAUAAGCCACCCGCCAAAAGCUCAGUUCACACCUGAACUCUUGGUUCCCCCUGACCUUAAAGGUCAGAAAUGUGAAAGGAAGUGUCCAAGACAAAUGUGUAUGAAGAAUUGGCAGUCUCAGUGGGUAGAACAUGUGAGUCGUUCUCUGGGUCAUGAAUUCGAGCCCUACGCUGGGUGUAGAGAUUACUUAAAAAAAAAAAAAUUGCCGGUGUUUAUGGAGCACUUACUUUAUGCCGGGGGCGGUACCAGAUCCCUUACACACAGGAUCUCAUUUCAUCCUACAAAAAAACCUUAGGAGGAGGGGUCAGAACUUUGAUCACCCCAUCUCAGGAGAACCUGAGACAGACUGAGCAACUUGUUCACAGUCCCAGCGCUUGAACGUGAUGAAUCGGACUCUUUUGGGAGAUCAGAAGAGAAAGGAAGGAUGAGAAAAGGAGAGCCAAGGAAAGAGCGUGAGGAAAAGAAAGAUCAGAGCGCCUACUGUGCCGUGGGGACGGGGAGACAAUGAAUCAGGACGAGUUUCCGCAAGCUGUACCUUUGGGUUGUGAGGCUUUAAGAGCCAGACGCUAGCUUGCUGGCUGUGGGUGUCGUGAAUUCUCUGCAGAAGCAGGCUUCAAGGCAGCCCUGCUAUAUUUGCGUUACGUUCUGGGAAUAAAGAAUUCAGAUUUGGGACCCAAAGUUCCAUGGUUAGCUACACUUCUGAUUAGCUGAACCAAGUGUGAACCCAGAUCUGAGCCAAGUAUGUCCUCCAGGAUGUCAGGCUUAUGGUGCGAGAGCUCAGUAGUUGAGAUAGAAGCUGGGGUUUACUUAAAGCACCCCCUGUAAGUCUUAGCAACACUCUAACCUUUAUCUUGGUGGAAAUUGCUCCUAAAUGUGUCAGACAGAUCCACAGUGUCACGUGUACUUCAGAAAGACACAGGGCUACGGUGCAUGAGCUCCCCUUAUUUGGAGAAAAUCUAUGAAAGGCCCUUGGAAGGGGAGACUGCAGGCUAGAAACCCAGCCUCCAAGAAUACCUAAUGUCUUCAAAUUUAGAAGGGGAGGGGGGAAAAUACAUUGCUGAUGUGAUUACACUGGUUUCAUACAAUGAAGAGGAGAAACUUUUCCUCUACCCUCUUAGGUUCAGUGUUGGAGGUCUGCAAAUUAAACUGACAAAAGACAGAUUGGCAAGAGAAAAGAGAGAUUUUUCUAUUCACAUACAUACGCAUGUGGGGGAGUUCACAGAAAAAGGUGACCCGAUGGGGCAGUUAGAAUUUGGGGCAUAUAUAUCAUCUUUAUUGGGGAAGGGGAAUGGGAGAAGGACCCUCUGGAAAAUGGCUUCUUAAUAGGGGAAGAAAGAGCACUUAGGGGAAAACACAUUAUUUUUAAGAAAGAUAAAUGGGCCCUUAGGAGAGUAGAUGACAGUUGUGAUAGUUUUUGUGACAAUGUCCAUUUAGGUGUGGUGCUGACUUCUGCAGUGAUAAGAUUCCAGGACAAAGAGUCCAUCUUUCUUGGUUGCGAGAAACUUCUCCAGGAGGGAAUUUAUGAUAGUUGAGUUCUUUGGGGAGGCUCUGCCUUUAGACAGAUGAAGGAGUUCAGAAAAAUGCCUCUUCUCAAAAUCCUUCAGCUUAAAAGAGCAGCACUGUCCAGCGGAAGGUGCAAUGUGAUUUUAAAUUUGCUAAUGGCCAUACUUAAAAAGUAAAGAGAAACAGGUGGAACCAAUUUUGACAAUAUACUUAUAACACAAUCAAAAGUGUUAUUUCAACGUGUAAAAAUUAUUUGAGAUCUUUGACAUUCUUUUUUUGGUAAUAGGUCAUCUGAAUCCAAUUUGUAUUUUACGCGUACCCCAAUUCAAGUGCUCAACAUGUGACUAAUUGGUACCAUAUUAGACAGCAUCUGUCUACAGGGUCCAGCAUCCGGCAUUUUUUAUGGAUUCAAGGCUGCAAAUAUUGCCACUUCUGUAGCUGAACUUCUAGCAGAUCUAGAAAAAAGUUACAGCAAGGUGGGGAGCUCCCAGGGUUAGGAUAUUAAGGUGGAAAGUAUCAAUGGCAAGGCUACAACCUAUAGGACAUCUUUAUGGGAAUUUGAAAACAGGGACUCCUUGGGGCGCCUGGGUGGCUCAGUUGGUUAAGCAUCCGAUUUUGGCUCAGGUCAUGAUCUCCCGGUUCGUGGGU
This is a messenger RNA of Felis catus (domestic cat), 3371 nucleotides long. RefSeq names its product colipase like 1 (gene CLPSL1). The record is from RefSeq and is a predicted model, not a curated record. Gene Ontology annotation, molecular function: enzyme activator activity. Gene Ontology annotation, biological process: digestion; lipid catabolic process. Gene Ontology annotation, cellular component: extracellular region. NCBI's taxonomy places the organism in Eukaryota, Metazoa, Chordata, Mammalia, Carnivora, Felidae. The transcript has 6 exons.